Gossypium raimondii (Peruvian cotton) is the source of this 1631-nucleotide messenger RNA. RefSeq lists its product as uncharacterized. Gene Ontology annotation, cellular component: Golgi apparatus. The transcript is spliced from 5 exons. Lineage: Eukaryota; Viridiplantae; Streptophyta; Magnoliopsida; Malvales; Malvaceae. The record is from RefSeq and is a predicted model, not a curated record. Bases 109 to 1260 code for a protein of 383 amino acids.
AGAAAAAGAAAAGGGAUGCCGGGCUCAUUACACAGAAAUAUGCAACGAAGAUGAGUUAAUUCGGGGAUUUCCUUGUUCCAACAAAGGAAAGUUGUGAAGGCAAAGUCAAUGUCUUCUUCGUACAUGUCGUGGAGAUCGUCUGCCUCGAACAGGAGACCAACUCAACCCACUAACACUUCCAAGAAUCGUGGAACUAUCUAUCCGGACCUAAACCAGGAUCCGACUCCAAAACCCGUCAUUCACUUUCUCGCCUUUGCCCUCAUAGUCUUUCUCGGACUCCUCCAAUUCUUACCGGCUUCCCAUUUCCGUCACCCCUCCGACCCUCACAGAAAGUGGGUCCCUUUUAACUCCCACUCCUCUCCCUCUCCCACCGUGAAACUCACCGUUGAUGAAGAUGACGGGUUGAUACACAUUGUUUCAUGGAUGCAGUGUUUGGACCUUAAAGUGCUGGCAGUCCUUGCCAACUCAACUCUUUCAAGUUCAAGAUAUCCAGAUAUGCUUCACUUUCAUUUCUUUACACCUCAAGGGGACAAAGACAAAGUUUCCUUUUAUAAGUUGAAAGUUUUAUUUCCACAUUCAAACCUUGAACUUCAUGGGCAAGAGAAAGUGAAAGAAAUAAUUAAGAGGGCUUCUUCUGAAGCAGAAUAUGACAGUCUCAAUCUUGAGGAAAUAGCACCUUUCAUUAUACCAAGUGUUCAUCAGUCUCUAACAAAAUUCAUAUAUGUUUCUCCCAAUCUAAUUUUAAUGGGAAGAAUAGAAGAGCUAACCGGAAUUGACUUAAGCGCUCAUGCCGCUGCAGCUGCUGAGGACUGCUCUAAUAGGCUAAACAGCUAUGUCAGCUCGGAUGUUUUGGAUGCUAUUCAAAGAUCGGCCUCAAAACCAUGGAUAUCCGUGACACCAUAUGUGAAGGAUGCAUGUAUGCCUGACUUAAGUUUGCUUUUGAUUAAUGGAAAGAAACUAGAGGAGUUUUUGGAGGCUGUCUUAUGGUGGAGUAAAGUUCUGAAUUGGAGUGACAGGAGUGAUAAAAGGAACCCUGCAAUAGGAUUAGCACUCUAUAACAGAUAUCUAAAGCUUUCAAAUUCCUGGUUGGUGAAGGAACCAGCAUCAGUAGACACCAUUGAAACGAGCAUGAUCACUCAUUAUGAUGGCCCCAAGAUUGUUUGCUCUGAAUUUGGAAAUGACACCAUUCCAGGCUCGUCUCAUGGAAACUUAUGGAUAAAGUACCUUCCUUCAAUGUCAAAUCAGAUUUUGGGGAUCUAGAAUAACAUACUAUUUGUGGGUUUACACUAUCAAAUUCCCAAUAUUUGCAGCAAAAGACAAGAUAUGUUUACAAAGUGCCGCCUGCCAAGUGCCAACAACCAUGAUUAGCUAUAAAUUUCUUAGCCGGCCCUUAUCUAGUUGUGCAUUGCUCGAUUUUAAUGUCCUUUGUUUAUAGCUAUCAACGCAAGGAAGUCAGAAUAAAUCUGUGAAAUAAUCUUAUACAUUUUUAUAUUGGGAUCAUUGGUCUGACCACAAGCCAACUUUCUGCCUUGUAUAUAACCUUGUUGUUUCCCCAUGGAGGUUUUAGUUGCAUUGGUACUUGAUAUCAGUUUAAUAUGAACCAUUAUAUUCAAAGUCAAAGGCUCUAUUCA